CUCCCCCCCUCUCUCCCCUACGGCCACUGACCUCCAUUAAACUCGGGUGCGAUAAAUAAAUGGUGCUUAUCACGGACGACAGGGACGGCGGGGGAGGAGGAGGAGGAGGAGGCUCCUCGUCGCUCCGGGUUAAGCAGCUCCAGCAGCACCAGAAAGCUGCGGGGAGCAUCGCCCAUGUCCACCCGGCGGCCACCCGGGAGGGGAACCCGUCCGCCGCCGACGACGACGAGUACCUAGGCUCCUGCGAGGAGGAGGAGGAAGAUGAGGAGGAGGACGACGAGUUUGAGGAGAUCGAUUUCGAGGACUUGGGGGACGCACGGACCAUCGCGUCCGACGACUCGUUUUACCCCCCGGAUGACGACGCCUUCGCGGACUCGGAGCGCACGCCGUCCCCGGACAGCCCCGAACCCCUGACGCUUUUCCGGGCGUGCUGUACCAACAACGCGGCCAUCGUCCGGAUCAUGAUCCGACAGGGAGUCAGGGAGGAGGAGGUCACGCACACCGACAGGAAUAACCGGACAGGACUGUUGGUGGCUUGUUACCAGGGAUAUGUUGAUGUUGUGAUAGCGCUGUCUCAGUGUCCACAUCUGGACGUCAACUGGAAGGACAGCGAGGGAAACACCGCCCUCAUUACUGCUGCGCAAGCAGGCCACAUUACCAUCACCAACUACCUGCUCAACUACUACACGGGGUUGGACAUAGAGCGGAGAAACUGCCACGGCUUCACUGCCCUGAUGAAGGCCUCCAUGCAAGGCCGCAUAGAGUGUGUCCGCUCGCUCAUGAUGGCAGGGGGUAAUUUGAGUGCGAGGGACAAUGGGCGUAACCUGACCCCCAGGGAGUGGGCCUUGUUCACAGGCCGUUAUGAAACAGCCUGGCUGAUGUCACGCCUCAUGGCCCGGCCCUGCCCGCAUCAGCUCUGCAGUGCAUACAGUCCGGAGUGGCCCCAGUUGGCGUCCCUGGUGGCUAAAGCCCAGGAGCCCCGCGGCUGUCUGAAGCGUCUGUCAGACACCGUGAGGAGCGCCUUCAACAUCGCCAACGUCACCGACCCCGAGGAAGACGGAGUGAUUGACCACAUGGUUUCCAUCACAACCGCCCUGGGGAGUCCCUUUAUUGCUGUAGCGUGCCAUACGGUGUGCCCGGAGAGUCCUCCCUGUGUGGGCAAACGCCGCUACGCAGUGCCGGAGAUCAUCCGCCGUCAGCGGGCCAAGGAGCUGCGCACACUCAACCCCGAGAGGAUCAACAACCUCCGCAAAAUCUUCCAGAACUCACGGGUCACGCUGGUGGCCAAGGGCUCAGCGGACCGCAGGGCUAGCCUCCAGCCCCAGAGCCUGAUGCCCCGACGGGGGAGCUCCAGCCUGGGCAGAGGGUCGGCCGGCACCACCCUGGAGGUGAGGAGAACAAGCCUGCUGCCCAUUCACUUUGUGAUGAGGAGGAGCAGCGUCAGGCCAGACAUCAGCGUUCCCAAGGUGAGGGUGACCAAGGCCCCCACGCCUACGUAUGAACCAGAGAAGAUCCGCAAGACGAGCAGCGCUAAAGAUGGCAUGAACCUGCUGCAGAUCCCCAAAUGGAGGUACAAGGAGCUGAAAGAGGAGAGGAGGAGAGCCGACGAGGCGGAGAGGAGGAGGUUGGAGGCCGCAACCAAGAAACACCUGGCCGCCGGGAAGAGGAAAUAGCAUCACGAAUCAAACAGGAAAUUGAUGGAAACCAGCUAAGAGCCAAAUGACAGAGGGAAGUCUCAUGAUUCUGGGGUUUGUAUGCCAUAACAAAAAAUAUCUGGCAGAUGUAAGUCUAAUAGGCUGCUACAGUUUUGUGUGUUCAAUAUUACCUCUUGUCAGACAUUCUCAACAGUGACCCUGAAGAGGGGAAAAAGGACUACAGGCUGGUAUGUCCUGUUCCACUUCGUGUCCUCAA
Molecule: messenger RNA, 1911 nt
Organism: Lampris incognitus (smalleye Pacific opah)
Lineage: Eukaryota; Metazoa; Chordata; Actinopteri; Lampriformes; Lampridae
Gene: ankrd33ba
Product: ankyrin repeat domain 33ba
Exons: 6
Coding region: 60-1673 (537 amino acids)
Molecular function (GO): protein binding
Source: RefSeq, a predicted model, not a curated record